Molecule: messenger RNA, 867 nt
Organism: Colletotrichum aenigma
Lineage: Eukaryota; Fungi; Ascomycota; Sordariomycetes; Glomerellales; Glomerellaceae
Exons: 2
Coding region: 1-867 (288 amino acids)
Source: RefSeq, a predicted model, not a curated record
AUGGAACGAGAGUUGCAAGUCGGACUACCGAUGGAAUGGUCUCAUGAGAUGGGUAUCAACCCCCUAACUGUAGAUGAGCAGAGAUUUAAACCCGCGAGCCUUGCAAAGGUCCAACCUACUUCGGGUUCAGAUGAGGCGUUACUCCUGGCAAAGAAGUGGCGAGACAACUGCUGUGAACGGCAUACAAUCUGCAGCAUACCGGGGCCAGCCUUCUUGCCAACACGAGUACUAGAUCUUAGCGGGGGCGAUCAAGGCCGAGUUUACCUCCGAGAAACUCAAGGCGAGAGCGGCGAGUACGCGGCUCUCGGCUAUUGCUGGGGCUCAGGGGCGCCUGGACUGAUUACCACGACAAAGAAUCACCACUCUCAUCUCGAAGGCAUCGAAAUCCACAGCUUGCCGAGUACAAUUCGAGAUGCAAUCCAUGCGGCCAGGAAUCUCGAUCUACAAUAUCUUUGGGUAGACCGCCUAUGCAUCAUACAGGACUCUGCGGAAGACUGGGCCCAUGAGGCGGCGCUCAUGUGUGAGGUCUACUCUGGUGCCACCCUCACUCUCAGUGCCGACGGGAGCAACUCAGCAACCCAGGGUCUCUUCCAAACCGACCAAGCCCUCUCGAAGCUUGAGUAUCGUACCUACAUCGACCCCGAAGGAGAUGUCACUCCGAUGGUGCUCAUCAAGCCGCAACCUCACCCAACGGUGUCGGGUCGCGCGUUGGAUUUGAGCCAGCCCAUUGUUUCAAGAGGGUGGACAAUGCAGGAAAGGCUGAUGAGCCGACGCGUGCUGCAUUUAACGAGUGACGAGAUGGCAUGGGAGUGCGAUUGUAAGGGGCUGGCCCCUAGGCUUGUUCAACGUAGAGGUGCCGUCGAUUGA